This is a messenger RNA of Spodoptera litura, 3772 nucleotides long. RefSeq lists its product as uncharacterized. Gene Ontology annotation, molecular function: ATP hydrolysis activity; microtubule binding; plus-end-directed microtubule motor activity. Lineage: Eukaryota; Metazoa; Arthropoda; Insecta; Lepidoptera; Noctuidae. The record is from RefSeq and is a predicted model, not a curated record. Gene Ontology annotation, cellular component: microtubule; kinesin complex. Gene Ontology annotation, biological process: vesicle transport along microtubule.
GUGCGUUCCUAAAAUAGCAUUGUCCAGUAUGAGACUUCCGAAGACAGUUCAUUAUACUUUUAGCUUCCAAUCAAGUUUGUCAAUACUGAACUGGAUUUCAUAAUCGUGUCUAUUUAUUGAAAAAAAGUACCGUUUGAAACAAUGUUACAUAGCUGAGUACCUUGGAAUAGUCGAAUUAUAUACAAUCCUUAAUAGUGGCCGAAAUUUUGUCAAAAACAUUAUUGAAGAUCUAUCUACUUAGGUAUCAAAACAUUGUGCAGUGAGUUCCAUUUUUUCGAAGUUUGUAAACAAGCAAGGAGAAUGUCCAAUGUCAAACUUGCGAUACGAGUUAGACCAUUUAGCGAAAGGGAAUUAAAAUCAGAGAAGGAUCGCGUGCCGGUCGUGAACGUGGUUGACAGUAACACUGUUACGAUUACUAAUAUCAAAGUAAGCAUAUCUGGAGCAGGCGACAGUCGUGAGCGCAUCAGGCAGUACUAUGCGGACUACACCUUCGACAGCUUCUGUCCAGGCACACAUCCAUCCUAUGCGUCACAGGAGAAGGUCUUCGAAAGCAUUGGUCGAGAAGUGAUAUCCAGCGUAUCACGAGGCUGCUCAGCAUGUGUGCUGGCGUACGGGCAGAGUGCAACGGGCAAGACACAUACUAUGAUGGGUAGUGACGCACAGCCUGGCUUGGUGCCUCGACUUUGCAAGGCUCUCUAUGAAUUGCAACCAUUUGACUUCACUAUCAGUUUCUUAGAGAUAUACAACGAGCGAGUACACGACUUGCUGUCAGGGGAAGUGCCGCUCCCUCCCUGCCACUCUCUACCUCGACGCAGAGGAAAUGCGCGCAAAGAUUUGCGUGUCCGUGAGCAUCCUUCCAGAGGACCUUAUGUUCAAAAUCUUCGUCGCGUGUCAGUGCAAGACGUGGAAGCUCUCCUGUCGCUGGUAGCAGAAGGUACCCGCCGCCGUCGCACAGCCGCCACUCGCCGUAACUCCACCUCAUCCAGAUCCCAUGCGCUGCUUGAAAUCACCACACCACACGCCACACUGCACCUCGCUGAUUUAGCUGGAAGUGAGAAAGCAAGUUGGGAGGGUUGUGGCGGCGGCCGGCAGAAGGAAGGUGCUAACAUAAACAAGUCUUUGGUUGCUCUCAGUAACGUGAUCUCAGCACUAGUAAACGGCGGUUCGACGCGAGGCAAAUUCGUUCCUUACCGUGAUUCGGCGCUCACGUGGCUAUUGAAGGACUGUUUCACAGGCGGUGCCAGCACAUUUAUCAUAGCUACUGUGUCUCCAAGUGUCGUCUGCUACGGUGAAUCGGCUUCAACACUGCGCUGGGCCGCUCGAGCUCGUCAGCUACCAACACCUCGCACUGUCAGUUGUGAAUCUCACGUAGCAACCAGAGCUGCGUUACAAGCACAGCUGAAUCAACUCAUCUCUGAACUCUCAAGGAACCAUAUUCGAUAUGUACCAGAAACCGGUAAAAUAUUGUUUGAUGAAGAACAUUGGGCACCACGAGUAAAUCAAAAUGAUUCUCAACAUGAAGAUUUAAAUAAAGUAGCAAUCAUAGGCAACAUUAUGAAUAUUACGCGUCUUAAACCGGACGCGACCAAUUCUGAGUCCACAGCUUCAUCAGUAGCUAGCGGCAGUUCAGAUGUCAUUAACACCGUGGAUAAAAAUUCGACAAUUGCAAGUGAAAUUAAUAAAGAGAUGGAUAAAUUGUUCGGACCUGCGCUGGAGAGAGCGAGCAGCGGAGAUGACCUUAAAGUAAUUGCUCCACUAAGACACAAAAAACGACAAUUUAGAUCUCAAGAAGUUUUAGCAAAUGACGACAUAUCGACAAUUAGUCAAAGCAGCAAUUUGGUGACUACUCUACCUAGUCAAAGUGAAGCUAGUAUAAACGAAGCACCGAGUACAGAUAAAACGAAAGUCCCUCAUAUAACUAUCCUACAUGACAAUCAGAGGGCAGAAAUUGUAGCUUCGGUGACAGAACGACUUUACACAAAACUGAAAAAGAAGGAAGAAGCCGCUGUCUCUAAAGUAGAAUCAAUGGUAGACAGAAAAAUAAUGGAACCAUUAAGUGAACUAAAGAUCUGCACUAAUGCACGCCAGAGACUUAUGGAGUUAAGUCAGAAAGCUAUUCGAAAUAAAAGAAGGAUAGGAAUACCAGCGCAUACACAGACAAGACAUACAGUAACUCGUGUGAGAGAUCAAGCCGUCGACGUGCAAACAGAUCUAUAUUCAUAUAUUUCCAGAAAUGGGCAUCCUUAUGCAUUUUGUCGAGACGUAGCUACUGAGACGGUGCACAUGACACCCCGUUGUAAAGAAAUAGCCGUUGGUCCAACAGGAUCGCUCCACUCUUGUGAUGUGUCUACAGAAACAAAGAUCGUAACUUAUAAAAAUUCAAAUGUUAUGACUGAUAUUGUAAAUCAAAACGAACGAUGCACUCAAACAAUAAUUGUGCCUCCGCCUAGAAGAAGAAAACGUUCAUCUACAUCAAAACAUGUUUGUUGUAAGGAAAAUCGUAAUUUUUCAGAAGAAUGUAUUUCUGCUCCAGUAAUAAGUAUAAACAUCUCACAAAUGUACCCUGUAGACACUGAAUCUCAAACUUCUGACGAUAAUUCUGAAAAGUUAAAAGUAGCACACAGUAAAUCCAGUGUUGUAACGAGUACUCCAGAUCUUUUAACUAAUCACAGUACAAUUGACCCACAAAACGUAAUUGAUAUAAAAGAAGAUGAAAUUUGUGUUUUGGUUAAUGUGGCAGAAGAAAGAAAAGUUCCUGUAAUCAUCCAAGAAGAUGAUGAUAUUAAAUCAAUCGAUCCUGUAAAGCACAAUGAAGAGUUUCCAGAUACAGAAGACUUCGCCUUGCCAAGAGUGAGUCCCAAUCCUGCAAGAACAGUUAAUUCUUCAGAGAUUAAAAACAUGAUACUAGGACGAAAUCAAAAUAUAUAUCCUUACAAUAUAAUAUUAUCACCGCCAAAAGAAAGGGAUUCCAAACGCAUAGUUACAUUCAAAGAUAAUCAUGCAGGCAAAACCAAUGAUACUGCUUCAGAAACUAGAAAUGUAGAUGAAACUAAUGGUGACAUAAAUAAAAAUGAAAGUGCUUCUGACAUGACAACAUCUGAUAAAGAAUUCCCACUGGAAAAGGAUUACGAAAGCCUGUAUUCUGAUUCUACAGAAUCAAGCAAAGUAGAUACUGACUCUUUCAUCUGGAAACAAGGCAGUAGUCGAACAAUGGGAUGCUUAAAGAAAAAUUACAUUCCAGUUUACAAAAGUUCCAAAUACAAAACAACAAAAGCGCGAGUUUUUAAAGAUUUUUUGGGAUUAGAAUCUGAAGGGCAUCAAUUAGGACUUAAUAGUUAUGAAACUCGUGAAAACAUAAGAGAUGUUAGCUCUAGUGAUAGUAGAGAUACAGAUAAUGGAUCAGAGUAUAAAAGCAGAAGACGCAAGCCAUAUUCUGAAAACAAAUCUUAUUACAAUCGUGGUAGAGACUAUAAUGAUGACGUGAAUGAAUAUCAGAGUAUAGAAAGAAAAUUAAUUAAUUCUUGUAAUAACUUGGAAGAGUCAGUUAACAGAUAUGAAAAUUAUGUCUCUAAUUAUAAGGAAGGUAUGAAAAUAGACGGCGUUGAGAGCACUACACGUAGGCCUAAGGAGUACUUACAGCAUUUGGUACAAUUAAGGCGAGAGGUAGUUAAGGCAGAAAGCGAUAACACUGAUAGUUCAUCCAUGGAUGUAUCUAACAAAUAAAAUACUCGGGUUUGUGGAUUUAGCCGUAAGUUUAAACUGUGUUUUUUAC